AUGUGGUGCUUUUUAGUAAUUUUAUUAUUAUUUAAUAAUUAUGUAAUAUUUGCUCAAUCUAUACCUUUAUUAUUACUUGUGUCUUUCGAUGGUUUUCGUCAUGAUUAUCCUAAAAUUCAUGGACCUUUAAAAAAUUUUCAAAGAUUAGAACAACGUGGUGUUCAUGCUCAAAAAAUGAUAUCAACAUUUGCAACAGCAACAUUUCCUAAUCAUUACACUUUAAUAACUGGUCUCUAUGAAGAAGUUCAUGGUAUAAUUUCAAAUAAUAUGUAUGAUCCAAAAACAAAUCUUACAUUUGAACAAUCCGAUAAUAUGACAAAUAAUGAAUGGUGGCCAUAUCCAACUAUAUGGUCUAUCAAUGAACAACGAAAAGGAGGUCGAUCAGGUGUUGUUGGUUGGCCACAAGAUUCAAUACAUAUUUCAAAGUAUCAACCAUUCAAACGAUCACGUUCAUUUCGUGAUAUCAUUGAUCAAAUGCUUCUUUGGUUUAAUGAUCCUAUUGAACCAAUUAAUUUCGGUGCUAUGUAUUUCUAUGAACCUGAUCGAACAGGUCAUCAAACUGGACCCUAUUCAAAAAAUAUGACAACAAUGGUUCGUGAAUGUGAUGAACUUCUAGGCUAUUUAUUAGAUAAAAUUGAUACAAAUGAAAAAUUACGUAAAAAUCUUCAUUUAAUUGUAACAUCUGAUCAUGGUAUGGAACAAAUAAAUGGUACAAAUAAUCCAAUAUAUCUUGAAGAUUAUGUUGAUCAUACAAAAAUAAGAUCAUUUGGUGUACCACCUGUUACGAAUAUAUUUGUUCAAUCAUCAAAUGAUAUUAAUAUUGUUCUUAAAAACUUAUCAAGAAUUCCACAUUCUCAGAGUUACAAGAGACAAGAUAUACCUGAUCGUUAUCAUUAUAAAAAUCAUGAACGUAUUGGUGAUAUCGUAGUUAUUUGUGAACCAGGUUAUGAAAUUAAUCAUCAUCCAUCUCGUGGUGGAAAAAAAUAUAAUUCAAGUCUUAUACAUGGUAAUCAUGGUUAUGAUAAUCAAGUUGAUUCAAUGAAGACAAUAUUUUAUGCAAGUGGACCACAAUUUAAACAAAAUUUUACAUUAGAUAAUUCAUCUUCAUUAUAUAAUAUUGAUUUAUUUGGUUUAAUGUGUAUUAUACUAAAUAUUGAAAAAUGUCCAUCAUCGAAUGGAUCAUUGGAAAAUAUUCAACCAUUUUUAAUUAAUCCAACGAAAACUUUCCAUAUGAUUAAUAACUUACAAGAUAAAAUCAUUUAUGCGAUUGCAUUAUUUGGUAUUAUUUCGGUUGUACUAUUGGCUAUUACAUGGACAAUAAUAGCAUUUCGUAGUAUAUUCGUUGUGAAACAACAAACAAGCUCUGAUUUAAGUGAUCAUUUAACCCGUGGUGAAUAUCAAGUUAACAAUCCAGGAAUCUCCAAAACGAAUGAUGAACAAGUUUAA
Molecule: messenger RNA, 1446 nt
Organism: Adineta steineri
Lineage: Eukaryota; Metazoa; Rotifera; Eurotatoria; Adinetida; Adinetidae
Source: the annotation of a GenBank genome assembly